UCCACUUAGAAUCGUCACUACCCACACCGUAGCAAGAGUCACUUUACGACCAUUUUCAGGCACGGAAAUGUGUUGUUCUUCCUCUAAUGUAUUAAGCAAGGCGAGGCGGCGCAGCCACCGGAACGGUGCAGUUUAAUUCCGAACGCCUUAGGUGAUGGCAUCCACAGAACGUAUAAAUUUAGAGCUUGAUUCUAAUGUUAUAAGGGGCGAAACCCCAUCCUUUGUGCUCGAGCCCAAAGGUUUAGGUUACGCACUCUUCGAGUGCAUGUCACGGAAUCGUCACCUGAUCGCACAGAUUGACCCAAUUUCAGGUGUAAAGGACACUUACGAGCACCUUCUGGGACGCUGCGUCGGCGCCGCGCUCAAAAUGCGCAGCAUCGGUAUACGCCCGAAGGACGUGAUUACGACGUGCACUCUGAACCAUCUCAACAGUUGCGUGCCGGUAAUCGCGGCGAUUUUCCUCGGCGCGAUACCGGCGUGCCUGGAUCCUAGGCUCGGUCGGUCCGAGAUGACGCAUCACAUCAAACUUGCGAAACCGAAAAUCGCGUUCGUCGAUCAAGGUUCGAUCGAACUAGUCGAGGAGACUUGCGCCGAGGCAGGCGUCGACGUCCAGAUCGUCACGUUCGCCGAGUCGGACAGGUACACUGAGUUCGGGGAGUUUGUCACCGAGAGGGACGACGAGUUUCACCCGUACGAAGUGGGCGACGGUCGAGAGACGGCUUCGAUCCUCUUCAGCAGCGGUACCACUGGUUUGCCCAAGGGAAUUUGCUUGAGCCACCAAUCGCUGUUGGGACAAGGAAAUUUGCUAAUAUCCCGAGGCAUAUGCUUCCAAACUACGCUGACCUACUCCACCUACCACUGGCUUUCGGCCACAUUCGCCUUGGUUUCCGCUGUUUUAACCGGUGGAUGUCGUGUGGUAACCUCCUUGUUUACACCAAGAACCUUUUGGACCAUCCUGGAGAGAUACUCGAUUACCAACGUGCUUUUUACACCGGUCCAUGCGAUGGAACUACUUAGAAACGGCCGACCGGAAGCAGUCAACACCUCUCAAUUACGCGACGUAAUAAUUGGAGGCGACAUUCUAUCUUCACACCCACUGGAAGAGUUGCGCGCAAUGUUUCCGGGCACCAAUUGCAACCUGAGCUACGGCCAAACGGAGUUGUCGGGGCUGAUCGUGAAUUUUAAUCGGCUCGAUCGCCGUGAGAUGGCGUUGAUGCGUUCGAAACCGGGCUCUUCGGGGUUAUUGGUGCCCGGCUUCUCAUGCAAGAUCGUCGAGCCGAGCACCGGAGCCACUCUCGGUCCCAACCAAACCGGGGAGCUGUGCUUCAAGGGCGACUUCGUCAUGAACGGCUAUUACAAUUCCGAUUCGAGCGACCGCUGGGACGCCGACGGUUGGUUGCGGACCGGCGACUUGGGCUACUAUGACGAGGACUUCUGCUUCUUCAUCGUCGAUCGCAUUAAGGAAACGUUUAAGGUGAAGAGUUUCCAUAUUUCACCGUCGUUUAUCGAGGGCGUGCUCCUGACGCAUCCGGCGAUUAGUUUGGCAGCCGUCGUCGGCUUACCGGACGAGGAAAACGGGAACGCGCCCCUCGCCGUCGUUUGCCUCAAGGAGGGAUCGCACGCGGUCGGCGAGGAGGAUGUCGUCAAGUACGUCGCCGAACGCAUGCAUGACAAGUACGCACUGAGAGGGGGUGUGAAAUUUGUGGACACGCUUCCGCUGACCACUACGGGGAAGAUUAAGAAGUAUCAUCUGCGAGAGUUAAUAAUCAGCGGGAAACUGUAGGUCUCGCAACUUAAAAUCAACAAAGCGCUUCGGUUGGCUUGCAAGAAGCCAAAUACUGUUACUCCUUUAGAAUGUGGCGCAGAAAACAGUGGGCCAUAAAAAUUAAAAAAAUUAUGCUUCGGUG
This is a messenger RNA of Photinus pyralis (common eastern firefly), 1907 nucleotides long. Its product is annotated as 4-coumarate--CoA ligase 1-like. The transcript is spliced from 6 exons. The coding region runs from base 155 to 1783 and encodes 542 amino acids. The record is from RefSeq and is a predicted model, not a curated record. NCBI's taxonomy places the organism in Eukaryota, Metazoa, Arthropoda, Insecta, Coleoptera, Lampyridae. Gene Ontology annotation, molecular function: long-chain fatty acid-CoA ligase activity. Gene Ontology annotation, biological process: fatty-acyl-CoA biosynthetic process; long-chain fatty acid metabolic process.